Lactuca saligna is the source of this 630-nucleotide messenger RNA. NCBI's taxonomy places the organism in Eukaryota, Viridiplantae, Streptophyta, Magnoliopsida, Asterales, Asteraceae. The record is from the annotation of a GenBank genome assembly.
AUGGAGCAUAAUUUCCCUAAUAUUUUCGCCGAUGGAUACAACUCUCGGCAUGAUGAUCUCGAUCGAAAAGCAGAUUUAACUUUAAAAGGCGUGGUUGGUACGAUCAUUAAAGACUAUUUUCCACGCCUAACACAAUCGCAACGAGUAUUAUUUGAAGCUUUUCCGUUUGGAAGAUUCAUAGGAAUGCAUGUCCCCUAUGGUGACCCCUUACUUGUGCAUUUGAUGAUGUUGGAUGAAGUAAGGUCUCAACAAGUGUUUGAAAUAUGGAGGUUUCUUUUUGAGAUACACGGGAUGCAGUUGGAUUUAGGUGAAACUGAAUAUAUUUUUAUUUGUGGUGUAAGUGUUGGUCCUUAUGUGGAUUUACUCCACGACGAAAGAGGCUGGUCAAAUUCAAAUCUUCGUGCUCGGUUGUUCCCAGACAUUAUAGAUGCACGUUUGUGGCUCAAAGAUUUAGAAGACUACAUUAUGUCUCCGAAUUAUUCGACACUUCAGGGUGAAGAUGCUGUAAUGCUUAUCCAACUUGUUCUUAUGUUGAAAGGUCUCCACGGAUGGGAUGUUAAAAAGGGCAUUCCCGCGGCAAUAUACAAGCUUGCUGAUAAUAUAGAUGAUUGGAACAGGUAUUACAUUUAA